This is a messenger RNA of Branchiostoma belcheri (Belcher's lancelet), 3138 nucleotides long. Its product is annotated as L-ascorbate oxidase-like. The coding region runs from base 23 to 2203 and encodes 726 amino acids. Gene Ontology annotation, molecular function: copper ion binding; oxidoreductase activity. Gene Ontology annotation, cellular component: plasma membrane. The transcript has 14 exons. NCBI's taxonomy places the organism in Eukaryota, Metazoa, Chordata, Leptocardii, Amphioxiformes, Branchiostomatidae. The record is from RefSeq and is a predicted model, not a curated record. Gene Ontology annotation, biological process: iron ion transport.
ACAAAGCAGACAGGAAAGAAAAAUGGCGCCUGGGAGCUGGAUGGUGUUUCUGUGCGUGUUUUUGCCGUUAGGAGUGGCGGUCACCCCGCCGUUUAUGAACUAUAUCCGACCGCCCCCUAAACAGGACGAGUACGAUUUCUACUGGCACGUGGGGUAUUGGGAGACCAUGUUCGAGUACGACGAGGAACGGGACGCGGGCAGGCCCGUACAACUCACCGGGCUGAACCGGUUCGGCAGGCGGGAGACAAAUCGUGACGACCCGAACAACUGUAACAAUCUGACGCCCUUAAUUCUUAUAACGGCUGAGGAGAGUAGGACGGUUGUUGUGGCGGAUGGAUUCCACCGGAAGUUGAUCGCCGUCAACCGGACGUUGCCAGGACCCACCAUCGUCGUCUGGAAAAACGCCCAGGUGGCCGUUCAUGUGACUAACAAGUUGAUACAAGAAGGCAUCUCUAUCCACUGGCACGGCAUCACCCAACACAACACGCCGUGGAUGGACGGGGUGGGCGGCGUGUCACAGUGCCCUAUCAACCCGGGGGAGAGUUUCACUUACAGGUUCAAUGCCACAGAAGGAGGAACACACUGGUGGCACGCCCACUUAGGCACCUUCAGGACAGACGGACUGUACGGGGCGCUUAUUGUACUGGAGGAGGAUGAGCAGCCAAGAUUGCCGGCCUUUUCUCGUGAAUUCAUUGUUCUGCUCCAUGACUGGCAAAGGGAGGAAUCACUGGAUAUAGCUCUCAGGGUCAACUGGGAAGCCUCAAGGUUUUCCUACGGGUACGAUAACAACUCCCAGUGUUACUACAACAAACGGCAGCAUGACGGCACGGAGAUCGCACCCAUACCGUUUGUGUCAGGACUCAUCAACGGGAAAGGCCGCCGUUACUACAACGACGGGUUGGAGUCUGAAAAUCAGAACGUCCCUUUGGAGACUUUCGAGGUGCAUUCUGGGGUCAAUUAUCGCUUCCGGGUCAUCAGCGCUGCCAUGAGCUACGCCUUCCGGGUCUCCAUCGACCGACACGAGCUGACUAUGAUCGCUACUGACGGCAACAGAAUCAAGGAUCUAAAGGCAGAGUCUUUCAUCAUCAACACAGGAGAGAGAUUUGACUUCUACAUCUCUACAAAAAACAAGCCGGUUCAGAACUACUGGUUACGCGCGGAGACACUGGAGGACACUGAUAUCUAUGGGACUGCAGUGCGGCCACAUUCUGCCAAGGCGAUACUCCACUACCGAGGGGCGCCCGUGGACAGCGACCCGGCUACUACGAGGAGACCAUGCGACGCAUCCAAUGACUGCACUGUGGUCAACUGUCCAUUUGAAAACUAUCCACCCGGCAGCUAUAAAACAUGUAUGAACGUCCACGAGUUACGGUCUGCUCUUAAUGAGGACGCUCCUCGGCGGGAGAGCAAGUGGGAGGAACACUUCAUUAACUUCCACUUCUCUGGGAACGAGCUGAACGGGGCUCAGCGGUCUUCUGUCAACGGACAUCGCUUCAUACCACCGAGGUCUCCUCCAACGGUUGACAGGAAGGGCGCCGGUCUUACUCCGUGUGUGGACAAAGACUGUGGUGGAGAGAACUUCUGUGAAUGUUCCUAUUACAUCAGCAUAAAUACCGGUAACGUCGUACAACUGGUGCUGUACAACAUGGGCAGUGGUGGUGGUGAAAACGGCACCGCCCACCCUGUCCACAUGCACGGCCACCAUUUCUACGUCCUGCACAUGGGGUUUCCGGAGUACAACAGCAACGGCAAAUUCGUUACCCAGAACACGGACAUCGACUGUGGCGGGUCGGAGCGGUGCAACUCCCGGGGCUUUGUGGACGGAGUCUGGGCAGACACCGACUCUGACACUGACACUGACAACGGCACGGCUACUAGGACUUUCAACCUGACGAACCGACCGAAAAAGGACACCGUCAUCGUGCCGGUAGGAGGCUACGUGGUCAUUCGGUUCGUCGCCGAUAACCCAGGCUGGUGGUUCAUGCACUGUCAUAUUGAGAUCCACCAGGUGGAGGGGAUGGCCAUGAUGAUUAAGGAGGGGACGGAGGGACAGAUGAAUCCCCCACCCCCGGGAUUCCCUACCUGUGGGAGCUUCGACUGGAGUUACAAAGACUUCAAGAAAAUCAGCAAAGCUGCUUCAUUGAGGAGCUCUAUGUGGUUGGACCUUUUGGUGACGGCUGGAGCUCUAUGGUUGCUCUUGUAGUUUAAAUGUACUUAUCAAAUGUGGUUGCAUAAUGAGGUUGCAGACUUCGAUUUCAUUGUAACAAUGAGACAGGUUAACCGCCGAAUUAGUGUCACCACGUGACGAUAAUAUAAACUCUUAUGUUUUUAUGGAUAAUAUUUCUUAUAUAGAAUAGUAUCGUCUGUAAGUAUUGCUGUUUGGCAUUUGUUGGCGUACAUAGUCCCCAUUUUCCGUAUAGGAUGAAUUAUUCUUAAGUCUGUCUAAAUAUUGUACAUGUGAAGUCUACAGUCAUCACGUAGCUUUAUGUUUUAAAAGUACAAUUACUUCCACAAAAUAUAAGGAUUAUUCUUGAGUAAUCUCCAUUGUGAAAUAUUCUGUUUAGUAAUAAAUUAUAAAUACAUGUAUUCAUCGUUAGUACGUAUAAUGAGAUCUAUAUUGUAGACUCCUUGACUUUAAUUAACGUACAUAUUCAAAUGUUAGCAUAUACUAGAAAAGUAACAUUUGCAAAGCAAAUGCAUAAUGUUUACCUUCGGAUAUGGUCUGCUCUGUUAAUUCUUACUCAAACACAUUCACAUACAUGUAUAUGGUGACAGGAGUCUAAAUACCUACUAUGAAAUUGCCACAUUGUGUAACCCGACACCAGUUACUAUGGUGACAGACGUAAACAAAAGAGGCCAUUGGCCAGGUCAGAGGUUAGUGUUUGGAACAGAAGAAGAAAUGGAGCAAAAACAAUAUUUUUUCCUUCGGUAAACAUAAAAAUGAAGUUUACACACACGAUAGUGUUUUACUUAGGCCUUAAUGCUGGAUCAACAACAAAAUAAACCUACUUCAAACCUACUGGACAAAGCUUCAGACAGAAAUUGAUAUUAAAAGAGUCAGUGUUACCAUAAUGUACUUGUACCUCAGGUAUUAAAAGUUAAGCCACUGCAAGUAAACCGUAUGUAUGAUAGCCUUCG